Molecule: messenger RNA, 1175 nt
Organism: Hydra vulgaris (swiftwater hydra)
Lineage: Eukaryota; Metazoa; Cnidaria; Hydrozoa; Anthoathecata; Hydridae
Gene: cglr
Product: Cyclic GMP-AMP synthase-like receptor
Source: RefSeq, a predicted model, not a curated record
AAUAAAUAAGUGAAAAAAUUGUCUAACAAUGAAGUGAGUGCUCUAGAACCGAGGUUGCUGAUCAACGUAAAAAAGAAUUGCUCAAGCAAAAAAUAUGCGAGUAAACAAACAAAGUUAGACGAAAAAUGGUUGAUGCAAUGAAUCAAGAGUGGUGGAAAAAAGCAAGCGACGUUGUCAAUGCUUUCCAUAAAGAAAAGGCUGCCAUUCCUAGUAAUGCUCAAAGAGCCAGAGAAGAUUUAAAAGAAAACAUAGCAUUUCUCAGAACCUACUUGGAGUUCAAUUACAAUUUAUGCGAUAAAGUUGUUUUUUCAGGUAGCGCUUAUGAAGAUUUAAAUAUAUCUGGAGACAAUAUAGAGUUUGAUGUAAUGUUGAUUGCUCAACGUUCUAACUUUCUGUACCUCACAGAAUGUAAUAAUGGAGUUUGUAAAAUUAGGAGCAACAGUCCGUUCCUUAACUAUCCUUUUGAUGAAGAUUUCAAUAUAGAUUCAGAAAAGUAUCGAUCAUUUUUCUUCGGACUUAUUCAAAAAUGGUCUAACAUGAUGAUGACUCAUAAAAAAAAAAGUUUUACAUUAGUUAAUCACGGUGUUGCAACUCAAAUGAACGUGAAUGAUGAGAAAGGAAUUCUUUGGUACCAAGUUGAUUUAGUACCAUGCUUUGAAGCAAAAUCAAGCUUAAUUAGUGAAGAAAAGUUUUAUUGCGUUCCAAAACCUAUUCCAAAUCAGAGACUAUACUGGAGAUUGUCUUAUUCAAUUGACGAAACACAAAUUGCAAAGAAACUUUCUAAUGAUGCAAAAAAAUGCAUUCGAAUUAUUAAAGCCUUAUUCAAGUUAGAAACGAACGGUUUGUUCACCAAAUUCACCUCGUAUCAUAUUAAAACAUCAGCGUUUUAUUUGAAAGAACGUGGAAAUUGGCCGAACGAAGAAAAUCUUGGACGCAGUAUUUACGACUUUUUAGUUUUUAUCAAAGAAAGUUUGAAGAAUGGUGAACUGAAGCAUUUUUUUGACCGCACUAUUAAUCUUCUCGACAAAAUUGAAGUCUCUACGGAACAAUUAGCAAAUACUAUUAAUGGCUGGCUAAAAAAUGAACAAAAAUUCUUGACAAAAUUUUCGUCAUCAAUUGAUGCUAACAUUAAACAAUUGGCAAUAAAAUGAUUUAUGAACUGCUUUUAUUUUUUU